ACUCCCCGCAGAGUACGAUAGUCACCGACACCACCACCACCGCCCUGCCAUCGCCCGUGUCUCAGUGUUGGUCGUAAUUAUGAGUGGUUAUUCGCCUAAAUGCUCAAUCCCUGCGUGUUUUCCCCUAAUGGCCGCCUUCCUUAAGCCUCUGUGAGCGUGGAGGCGGGAAACAGGAGGAAGAAUCGCCGUGGUUGCUGAGAGGCCGGCACCAUGGACAAACAACAUCCGCAGCGCAGCGUCCAGCUGUGCACAGACACCAGCGACUGCCAGGAGCUGUCGCGCACCUCCGGCCUGCACCUCAAGCCUACCGCACGGCUCAGCAUCACCGUCACCCUGCCACAGCUCAAGUCUGGGCAGUCCAUAUCCAACUGGGAGGUGAUGGAGCGCCUGCGAGCGGCUAUCACGCCCAAGGAGUUCACGGUCAUCAAGGUCACGCUAAGUACGCUGGAGUUCCUCAGGUUCGACGCGGAGAUAGAGAACAAGCAGGACCUCACCCUCGUCAUCGCCAAGAUUGACCAGAAGGGCAUCAAGCUCAGCGGGUUCUCCGAGCUGCUGAAGAUCCGCGCAGUUGAGGCAAAGACGUCCUUCCCGAUGCGGCACGACUGGGAUAGCUUCUUCAGGGACGCCCGGCACAUGAACGAGAUGAAGCCGGGGGAGAGGCCGGACACUGUGCACUUCAUGGACCUCCCUUGCAACUGGUUCUCCCACCUCAACGACCCAACCCCCGGCAUGCCCAACGCCUACGUACUCGGCAAGGUCAUGGGGUCGUUCGGCGAGGUCAGGGACGUGGACAUACCCGCCUGUGACCCGUACAGACGCUCCAUGCCGACCUCCAUUAGCGGCCUCCAUGCCCCGGUGACCUGCGGCCCUGGGGGGGGAGGGGUGUUCGAGGCCUAUGUGCAGUUCAAGGAGUACAUCGGGUUCGCCAAGUGUAUGCACGCGCUCCAGGGGAAGAAACUGGUGUACAUGGAUGCCGAUGGGAAGGCUUGGAGCACCAGUAUUAAGGUUGAUUUUGACCGCACGAAGCAUAUGUCCGAGUACUCCAUCAAGAAGAGGGCGGCCGAGAGGGAGAAGCUGAAGGCCGUGGAGCGGGAGAGGGAGGAGAAGCUGCGGAGGAAGAAGGAGAUCGAGGAGAUGAGGCUGGAGGCUGAGAGAAUGCGAGUGGAGGAGGAACAGCGUCUCAAGGAGGAGCGGAAGGAAGCCAAACGGAGGGAGAAGGAGGAGAGGAGGAAGGCGCGGGAGGAGAAGCGGAGGAAGAAGAGGCUGCUGAAGGAGGAGGAGCGGCUGAAGAAGGAGGAGGAGGAGGAGGAGGCCAGGUUUGCGCGGAAGAUUGCGAUGGAGGAGCGGAAGUUGCUGCUGGCUCAGAGGAAGUUGGAGAGUAUCAGGCUGUUGGAUGAGCUCUUUGAGAGGAUAAAAGUGGUGAAGCAGAAGGAGGUGGCCCAGAAGAGGGAGGAGGAGCUGUACAAGGCCGUGGACAAGGAGAACACCAAGGCCAUGACGCAGAUGAGGAAGAAGGAGUUGAAAGAGCACCGUAAGCAUGAGAGGCUGGCGCAGAAGGAGAGACUGCUGAGAGGCCGGCUGGUGAUGUCCUACAAGACCCGGGAGGAGGAGAGGAUGGCCGAGCAGCGGGAGAGGGUGCGGAGGGCUGUCCAGGGCAAGGACCGCAUCCAGGGUGUCAUCUCGGCAGCCUCCCUCUCCUCCAUCUCAAGUGCCACCUCCGAGGACGACCUCAAUGCAGUGUCCUCCUCCUCCUCCUCCUCCUCCUCCUCUUCCUCCUCCUCCUCGGACACGGAUUCAUCGCUGGAUACGGGUGUUCGAGUGCCUAAGAUGCUGCCUGGGGCUCAGCGCAUGGACCCAGCAGCAGCAGCAGGGGCAGGAGGAGCACCAGGCGGGGACAAGCUGCCCUUCGAGGGUGACCCCAGACUUCAAGGGCGACCUGAGGGGCCUUACCCCCCCUACUUCGAGGGCCACUACCCCUACGAGGACUGGGACGACUCCUACGGCGGCCGGGGGCGGGGGUGGGGGGGGCGCUGGAGGUACCCGCGGGGCUCGUGGCGGGGGCGGGGCUUCAGGGAUCGGGGGAGGGGGUUCCGGGACCGUGGGGGGCGGGGGGGGUACCGGGGGGGCUGGGGGGGCAAGUAUCCCCUGGAGGAGCAGCCCAGACCCAACACCUGGUACAAGAGGGGGGAGGGGGGGGACUCUCCCUCAAGGUCAAGGUCGAGAUCAAGGUCACGGCGACGGUCGAGGUCACGCCGUUCAAGGUCACGGAGGUCAAGAUCCAGGUCGAGAAGGUCACGUUCCAGGUCAAGAUCACGGAGGUCAAGGUCGAGAAGGUCAUCAAGGUCAAGGUCAAGAUCUAGGUCAAGAAGGUCAAGGUCAAGGAGGUCAAGAUCCAGGUCAAGGUCGAGAUCCAAGAGGUCAAGAUCCAGGUCAGGGUCGAAAAGGUCACGUUCAAGAUCAAGGUCUAGGUCAAAAAGGUCACACAGCAAGAGGUCAAAAUCAAGGUCAAGGUCACACUCCAAGAGGUCAAAAUCAAGGUCAAGGUCACACUCCAAGAAAUCAAGGUCAAGGUCACACUCCAAGAAGUCAAAAUCAAGGUCAAGGUCACACUCCAAGAAAUCAAGGUCGAGGUCGCACUCCAAGAGGUCAAGGUCAAGAUCCAAGAGGAGGUCGAGGUCAAGGUCAGGGUCCAAGAGAUCAAGGUCAAGAUCCAAGAGGAGGUCACGAUCUAGGUCAAGGUCACGGUCCAAGAGGUCAAGAUCACGGUCGAGGUCAAGGAGGUCGAGGAGGUCAAGGUCAUCCUCGAGAAGGUCACGGAGCGGGUCGUCUCGUUCAAGGUCACGCUCGAGGAGGUGGAGGGAGAGGUCAGUGGAGGGGAAGAGGAGGGAGAGGAAGAGGGAGGAGGAGGAGGAGAGGAGGAAGAGGAAGGAGGAGGAGAAGAUCAACUACGAUGACCUCCGGGAGAGUGACCUUGAGCUGUCCAGUGAUCCGGAGGAGGAGGCGAGAAGGAGGUAUGGGGGGGAGGGGUUCUACAUGGAGGGGGGAGAGGAGGAGGGGGAGGAGGAGGAGGAGGGGGGCUUCAUGUACCACCCCCACCACUACCCUCCCCCCCACCACCACCACUUCCCCCCCAGAGGCUUCGAGAGGGGGCGGAGGGGGUACAGGGGGCGUUGGGGAGGGUACAGAGGGCGGGGAGGGGACUGGCGGUAUCCCCCUCCUACCAGACCCCAGGACCCCUACCAGCACCUCUACCUCAAGUACUUCGAGAGCGUGGCGGACCGGGAGGAGCGGAGGAAAGACGGAGACGACCGGAGGAAGGUGGAUGAGGAACGGAGGAAAGUGGAAGAGAGAAGAAGCCAUGAGAAGGUGGAACGGAGGAAGCCAGAUGGGAUGAAGAAGGAGGUGGAGGAGGAUGAGGAUGGAGGGAGGGAGAGAUUUCGGAGGAAGGAGGAGGGGGAGGCACAUCGCUCCAUCCGUGAUAGAGUUGGAAGCCUGGAGGAGCCUUUCCGAGGAAGAGGAAGAGGAAGAGGAAGAGGAAGAGGAGACUGGGGACAUGCGAACUAUGACCCACGGAAGGCGAGAGACCGAGACCGAGACAGAGAGAGAACUCCACCUCCUCCUCCACCUCCACCCUUGGCCAUGGACCGGAGGAGGCUGGAGGGGGUGGAGGAGAGGCAGCGGAGGGAGGAGAGGGAGCGGAUGAUUGAGUAUGACCCCGGAGCACAGUUGAAAGAGCGAAUUCGACAGGACCGAGAGGAGAGUGAGGCGAGGCAGAAGGAGAGAGAACGCGAACGAGAGCGAGAGGCCCAACAACAACAACAACAACAACAACAGCGGUCACUCAUCACCACCAGCAGCCGAAGACCAGAGGGUAGACCCGAGCGACCUGGGAGACUCGAGCGACCAGUGCGACUAUCAAGCGCCGUCGUGCGUGACCCAAACUCGACACGCACUCACACUCGCUCCCCUUCCCCCUCGUCUCCAGGCCCAGGGGAGGCACGCUGGCGGAAACAGGGGCUACGGGCGGACAUGGAAAAGAGGGAGGUGUCAAUCAAGGAACGGUUAAGCUUCAGACGCCCUCGAGAAACGGAGAACGGAAACCAGAAUCCUCGUGUUCCGGUUACGUCAAGAUUGAGAGGGAGGCGGAAAGCGGAGCACCCACCCAUCACGCCUCCUGCUAUCUCCACCAGAGGGAGAAGAGAGCAUAGAGGAAAAGCCCAGUGGGAGGAGGAUGCUGAGGAGGAAGAGGAGGAGGAGGAGGAGGAGAGGGUCGUGAAGAGGAUAGGAGACUUGGAGGAAAGUGAGGAUGAGAGUGAGGAGGAAAGAGGAGGUGGGAGGAAGCAGGUUGAGGUAGGAGGAGGAGGAGGUGGAGGAAGGAAACGGAGGAAGAGGAGGAGGAAGAAGAGGGAGGAGGAUGUCGGGAGGCUACACAAGCACAAGAAGAAGAAGAAGAAGCAUGCAGUAAAGAAGGAAAAAGGGAAGGAAAAAAAUGUGUCUUGAAAAAAUAAAAUAAAAAACUUCCUUAUAUUGAACAAAAAAGAAAAAGAUGAGUAUAUAGAAUUAAGGAGUGAAGGAAAUAUAAAAAACAAUACACUUAUGAUAUUUUUGUGUGUUUGCGUGUGUUUAAUAUUACUGUAUAUAUAUAAUUUUUUGUACAUGAUAUUUCCAAGGUCCAUAAAAGGCAGUUCAGUAACACUUAUAAUCUUAGUAAUAGAAGUAACGGUAACAAUCACGAGCAUUUUUUUUUUUAGACAAGGGGAAAAAAUGUAAAAAAAUACCCUAACUAAUAUUUUUUUAAACAAUUUUGGUGCAUUGUAAAAAUUAUAUAUGUAAGGAUAGGGACAAUUUUACCACAUUUUCCUUUUGUCGUAUAGAUAUGUAUGCUUCACUAUUUCAAGGUGUUAUUUAGGGGGGUAACUUUUGUAUCUUUUUCAGGCUUUUCCAUUUUCAGCUUCCGUUUGACAGAUAUCUCUACCCAAGCUUGAGAGAAAGACAGAGAGAUAAAGAGACAUUUGAGAAAGCUCCAUAUAUCUACACAUGAAGAAGGGAAAGAAAGGAGAGAGUUGUGUGUGUGUAUAAUGUUUUAAUACAGGAGACAGUGAUUGAAGGGAGAAAGCUAUGAUAGUGAUGACUUGGAGUGUGUAAACAGUGACGAUGGUGAGAAAAGUGCUUGUACUGAGAGAGACAUGCAGUACAGUGUUUAUGAAGAUGACUGAUGAUGAUGAUAGAAAGGAGAGAGAGAGAAAGAGAGAAAGGAAGUUACUAGCCCACCACAAGAACACAUAAAAUACCAAAAGUGAAUAAGUGUAAAAAGGGUUUGAAUGGACAUCUAAACAUAGAAAUGGAUAUAGAUAGAAAAACUAAACCCUAAAUUCCAACUUCCUUGAACUUGAAAAAAAUACGUAAGAGUGUAAUGAAAGGGAGACAAGAAAAAGUAAAAAAGAACUUAAACAGCUAAAAUAAAUAUAAGAGUUGAUCAUUGGUGACAUAAAAGAAAAAGUCAGAAAAAAAAAGUGCUUAAGGAGAAGAAGAAUCACCACCUUUUAUUAUUUUUCCUACAGGUUCCUGAGCCCUUGUGUCCCCUCCCCUCUUUACCUUUUUGUUAAUUAAUUUGCAGGGUCAGGUGUGAUCACGUGUGUAGCAUAAAGUGUAACACCCUUGUUGAGUGCAGAGACAGCUUGUGGAGGUGAUGAUGAUGAUUGAAAGUGAAGGGAAUAUAAAAGCUAACAGACUUGGAAAGAAAAGAGAUAGAAGGAAAUGGGAGGAGGGAGGAAUUUAAAGACUAUCUUAUAAAGACAAUGAAGGAAGGGAGUUUGAUUAAGAAGGAUAACUUCGAAUGUGUCGGGAAAAAUAUAAAAUAAGAAGGUGAAGUGAAGAGACCAAAAGACUGAUGGAAGCUGAGACGAGGGAAACUUUAAUGAAUACUAAGAAGAAAAAUGACAGCAAGCCAACAUAUGUGAAGAAGAUGUGCAGUGACCUCAGUGAAGUGAUGAAUGUGGUGAUGAAACUCGUUUGCUAAAAAGUAAAAGUAUGAAGAGGAUGAUGAAGAAUGGAAGAAUAUGAAGUUGAAAAAUGAGAAAUUAACUGUUCUGAUAUGAAAUUUUUGAAUUAUUUCUACAUUGGUUUCAUAUUAUUAGGCUAUUGAUUUCCUAAUGCAAUGAUUGAUAUUUCUUUAUUUUCCUCAAGUACAGGAAAUUUGUUUUGUGAGUACAGUUGAAAAAUGGAAAAUGAUUUGGUUACUGAAAGAGAAAAAGAAAAUCAGAAAGUAAAGAAAAAGAAAACUAUGAAAGACAAAGAAAUGAAAAAAACUCACAAAUACAGAGAGAGUGAAAGGAGAACCAGACAUUAAUUCUACUUCAGUAUAUGAUUAACUGACUUUUCUUGCAUUACAGGAUAUAACUUAUUAAUAUUUACAACUAUAUGUGACAGUUUAUUGAUUUCUAACUAGCUUGAAUAAAUGACAAUCCGAUUUGCUAUUUCUUACACAUAAAGGGCAUUAGCUUAGUGUGUGUUUAGGAGCACAGGGAACAUAGGAUAGAUAAGUAAUUUGUGGAUAGGAGUAGAGCUGUGUAAGGGCUUCAUGUUAUAUGGAGACAGGAAGAUUAGUAAAAUGUAAAGGAAAAUUUGUGUAGUGUGAUAGAGCUUACAACUUGGGAAGGAAGGAUGAUUGGAUGGGAGGAAUAAGGAGACAGGAAGAUCAGUAAAUUGUAAAGGAAAAUUUGUGUAGUAGAAUGGUAGAGCUUACAAGUUGGGAAGGAAGGAAGGAUGAUAGGAAUCGAGGAAUAAGGAGACAGAAAGAUUAGUAAAAUGUAAAGGAAAAUUUGUGUAGAAUGAUAGAGCUUACAAGUUAGGAAGAAAGGAGAGUAAGCUAGUAAGGUAGAAAAGGGGGAAAGGAUGGGAGGUAAGGAUAGGUACAGGAUAGAGCAGUUAGUUAGUGUAAGGUAAUAGGAUAAGUAAAUGGGGAAUAAAGGGAAAAAUAAGUAUGAGGGUAGAAGAGGAAUUGGAAAUGGGAGGAAUUGAGAAAAGAGAAAGACAGAUUAAAAUGGGAGAAAGAGAGAGUGACAAAUAAGGAGGAUAGAAGUGUAGGAAAUAGGAAGAAGUAGGAAGAGAUAGACUGACAAAAAUGGGAGAUAGAGAGAGGAACAAAUAAGGAGGAGGAUAGAAGAGUAGAAAUUGGAGGAAGUGGGAAGAGAGGAAAAAUAGCUUAACGGGAAGAGGACAGUUUAGGAUGAUAGAGAGGAAGAAAGAAAGACAUGUAGGAGAGGAAAGAAGAAAAGAAAUAAAGGUAGGUAGAUAAGAAAAUAAAUAAUGUAGGAAAAGGCAAUGUUAGGAUAAAGUUUUAGUAUGUAAAGAAAAUACUAAGAUAUUUUAGGGUAACUUAUGGGCAGGAAAGGGAAUACAGAUGAAGACAGAAGCAUUUACCAAGAUUAAGAAAGAUUUAUUUUACUAUUUUUUCACUGCAAUUUUUUUCCCAUAGACUUACAGGUAAAAAAAUAUGUGAAAAAUGACCCACUUUUCACCUGUACGGAGGAUGAACAGGUAAAAUGGAGUGGCGUGGUAUUGAAUAAUGAACUAAAAAUAUAUGAUGUGGGAUAUUGUGUUAGAUAAGUGAUGUGGUAUUUUUGUUUUCGUUUUCAGUUCCAAGAAAACACGAAAGGAAGUGUAAAUAUUAUGUUAAAGAGACAAGUGUUGUAACAUGUCCUCGCAUCAUAAGUGACGACGGGACAAGAGAAAAGGAGCAGAACUUAAGUGCAUACGAGUUAUUUAUAUUUUCCGCCACAAGGGAGCGAGGCGUAUGUACACAAACUACUUAUAUUUACUUGACGUGCAUUUAUUUUUUCUUCCUCAGGUAUUCCCAAGACAGAAAAAAGGGCUUUGGGUAAUCUUAUGUUGCCUGGAAUAUGUUUGUACUGCACCAUAGUUGAAAGUAGAAUAAAAUUAGUGAUGAAUAUAAUUUUGAUCAUG
This is a messenger RNA of Eriocheir sinensis (Chinese mitten crab), 7965 nucleotides long. Its product is annotated as serine/arginine repetitive matrix protein 2-like. The coding region runs from base 211 to 4500 and encodes 1429 amino acids. NCBI's taxonomy places the organism in Eukaryota, Metazoa, Arthropoda, Malacostraca, Decapoda, Varunidae. The transcript has 11 exons. The record is from RefSeq and is a predicted model, not a curated record.